GGUGGGGCCUCCAUUUAGCAGCAGAGAGAGAACAGACAACGUUUCACGCUGUUAGAACUGCUGAGCGGCAUCAUCAGCAAGUGCUGAGAGCAAACGGACAGGAUCAGAUAAACACAGUGCCUCGGUGAUGAAGGUCCUGCUCCUCAUCCUCACCCUCUACCUCACCUCAGGUCCAGUGGACUGUGCUGAAGUGACCGGGUACACAGGAGGACGUGUCCUCAUCAACUGCAAAUAUGGUCACACGAGAUACAUGAAUCACACAAAGUACUUCUGCAAGAUAAGCCGAGGCAAAUGCACUGACAAGAUUCUUUCAAAGACGCAGAACACAAGCGACCAUGAAAGAAGAGUCUUCUUUGUCAAUGAAACUCUGGCUGGAAUUUUCAGUGUGCUCAUUAAAAACGUCAGUCUGCAGGAUGGUGGGACCUACAGGUGUGGAGUAGAAGACCCAGCAGUAAAGCCUACAGACGUGACACUGCAAGUGAAAGAAGAUCCUUGUUGUGGAAAGACGCUCACACAGGAAGCUCAUCCAGGAGAUACGGUUACCUUUACUUGUGAAUAUCCACAGGAGUCUAAAUAUCUCUCCAAAUACGUGUACAAAGCUACUGAUCACAACUAUAGUGUGGUCAUAUAUACUCUUGGACUAUCAACACAAAAUGGGAGGUUUUCUCUUUUUGACUAUCAAGAAGAAAACCUCUUCAACGUGAGCAUCAGUGACGUGACUGAAGAGGAUGGAGGAGUUUACCUGUGUGGAGUUCAGGGACGAAAGCAAGGAGAUCUGAACCCUUACUACUCUCUCUUCAAUGAAAUACAGCUUCAGGUUACAGCAUCUGGAGCAUCUGGUAAGAACCAAAUUCAUACAUACAUACAUACCUGCACCUCAUCUUCUGUGUAUUGUUUCAUCUCUCCAACUGUAUCUCCAGCUUCCUCCAUCACCACCAUCAUCAUUGUGGGUGUCUGUGUGGCUCUGCUGCUGAUUGGAGGAUCAGCACUGAUCGUCUACAAACUGACACAUAAAAAGACACGAGACUCGGCCUCCUCUUCAUCAAACAGAAGAAACACAGUAAACAGCGAUGAUGUUCCUCACACUCCCUUUUACGAGGAGAUUCCAGACACUCGGGCAACCAGUACAGUUUAUGCCACCACUCAGGAUCCAGGUCCUCACACUGCUGCUAAUAGAAGUGCACACCCACCCACAGCCCCCCCAGUCAAGGAUAUAUACCCCAUGGCACAACUGUCCCACCCUGCAGCCGAAUCUUCUGCAGAAUAUGCCACUGUGGACCUCACUACAUGACAAACCGCAUGAUGGUAUCUGGGCCUUUGCAAGCUUUUGGCUUUAUUGCAUCAACAUUCAUGUGUAUAUAGCCACACCAUGUAUCACUGCGCUGUCUCUCAUGUCUCAGGUUCUGUUUGUUGAGUUUUAUUUUCAGAGUACUCUCAGUUUCGGUUUGACCACAAGGCCAGAGUGUGUCUGAACACACUUUAAGUGCCGUCCCACAUGCCGUCCCUGUUAGAGUGUCAUAUUUUGUUUUGUGACUGUCAAAUCUGUUCUGGAGAGCUCAAAAGGUGAAGGAGAACCACUCACCUCUAAGAUCGCUGAAUAAAGUCAAUUAUUUGCUUAAA
Pygocentrus nattereri (red-bellied piranha) is the source of this 1620-nucleotide messenger RNA. RefSeq names its product CMRF35-like molecule 8. Bases 128 to 1291 code for a protein of 387 amino acids. The record is from RefSeq and is a predicted model, not a curated record. The transcript has 6 exons. NCBI's taxonomy places the organism in Eukaryota, Metazoa, Chordata, Actinopteri, Characiformes, Serrasalmidae.